Cavia porcellus (domestic guinea pig) is the source of this 2009-nucleotide messenger RNA. It is a transcript of the gene Fbxo5, whose product is annotated as F-box protein 5. Gene Ontology annotation, biological process: regulation of mitotic nuclear division; negative regulation of meiotic nuclear division. The transcript has 5 exons. Gene Ontology annotation, molecular function: protein binding. The coding region runs from base 30 to 1382 and encodes 450 amino acids. NCBI's taxonomy places the organism in Eukaryota, Metazoa, Chordata, Mammalia, Rodentia, Caviidae. Gene Ontology annotation, cellular component: nucleus. The record is from RefSeq and is a predicted model, not a curated record.
UGGUUAUUCCUUCACCUGAGGCGGAACGCAUGUCUGCUGGCAUGAGCCGGCGCCCCUGCAGCUGUGUAGCACGGUCACCUUCCUGCUCCUGCAGUUUCAACCCAGUGACAGCGGCCGGGCGCCCUCGCCCUUCGGAUAGUUAUAAAGAAGAAAGUUCCACUGUUUAUGUCAAAAUGAAGUGUGAUGUUAAUUGUAACCAUAUUCAUCCUGAAAUUAAACUGGUAAAACCUGAUGACAGUGGAAGACAAGGUUUCUACAGUCCUGCCUAUUUGGAAGGUCCUUGUAAAGACUGCGUUAAAGACUAUGAAAGGUUAUCAUACCUUAGGCCACCAAUUGUGAGCCCUCGGAUUGCGGAAUUUGAAACGAAAAGCAAACCCUUGCAUAACAAGGAAAAUCGACAUGUUGAACAAACACCUAAUAGUUCAAAUGAAAUAGAAGAACUAGAGACUAAUCGGCUUUAUGAAGACAGCGGGUAUGCCUCGUUUUCUCAACAAAGUGUCCUCAGUGAGCACGAAGAGGAUAAUCUCACUCUGGAAGAAAAUUUCAGAAGCAGUCCACAGUCCUGCCUGCUACAGAUACAAAGCCCAGACCAGUAUCCCAACCAAAAUUUAUUGCCAGUUCUUCAUUUUGAAAAAGUGGUUUGUUCAACAUUAAAAAAGAAUGCCAAGCGAAAUCCUAAAAUAGAUAAAGAAAUAUUGAAGGAAAUUAUAUCCAGUGGAAAUUUUAGACUGCAGAAUAUAAUUGGCAGGAAAAUGGGCCUAGAAUUUGUAGAUAUUCUCAAUGAACUCUUUCGAAGGGAACUCAAACAUCUCUUGGCAAAUAUUUUGACUCAGCUCAGUGACAUGGACUUAAUCAGUGUGUCUAAAGUGAGCACUACUUGGAAGAAGAUUCUAGAAGAUGAUAAAGGGGCAUCCCACUUGUACAAAAAAGCAAUGCAAAGAGUUACUGAAAAGAGCAUUAAGUUUUCACCACAUGCUUCAACCAGAGAAUAUGUUAUGAUCAGAACUGCACUGGCUUCUGUUCAGAAAUCAGCAUCCCAGACUCUUCCCAAAAAAGAUGCUCAAACCAAGUUAUCCAAGAAAGAUGAUCAGAAAGGUUCUACCUACAGUCGACACAGUGAAUUCUCCGAGGUUGCCAGGACUUUGAAAAAGAAUGAAAGCUUAAAAGCAUGCAUUCGCUGUAAAUCACCCGCAAAAUUUGAUUGCUAUUUACAGCGUGCAACCUGUGAACGAGAAGGUUGUAGGUUUGAUUAUUGUACAAAGUGUCUAUGUGAUUAUCAUAGCACUGAAGACUGCUCAAAUGGCAAGCUCCUAAAAACCAGUUAUAAAAUGGGUCCUCUUCCAGGUACUAAAAAAAGCAAAGAGAAUCUACGAAGGUUGUGACCUUUAAAUCAAUUGUAAAUGAUCAUGAAGGUUAAUUAGAAAACAUUAGGUUUUUAUUGUAAAAGUAAAUGUAAUUUUUUUAAUGUUAAUAUCUGGAGUUUUGUUCCCCCAAAAAUAGAGGAUAGACAGCCUCUUAAAAUAGCAUUUUACAAUUUGUUGUGAAGAAGCUUAAAAUUCUCAAUACAAUUUAGAAAUUUUAAAUAUUUAUACAAAAGUGAGAAAGUUACCAAAGAUGAUUUAGAGGAUAAAAUAAAAUUGAUUCAAUUUCAUUAUAAAGCAAGUCCAUCUAGUUUUGUCUAGACAAUCUUAAAUAUAAAUCUGGCUUACCACCUGUUAGGAUUAUAUUUGCUUUAUCAAAUUAAUACCAACUCAGCUAUCAACUUCUGGACUUUGUUAAUUUAAAUGUUUGUCAUUUGUUCUCAGUCUUUUUUUUUUUUGUUGUUGUUGUGUCUGUUUCCACAAAUGUGUACUUUGUAAAAUAUUGCUGUCUUUAUUCCUGAAGAUAUUUUUAAAACUAUUUUAUAUGUGUGUAAAUAUUUCUAUAUUUUAUGUGCCAAAGCAAGAAAAUGUAUAUAUAUGUUAAAAUAAUUUUGCUUGUUAUAAAUAAAGUUGAUAAAAACUGAAUAA